CCGAUAAGACUUCCACGCACCCAAAUCACCCGAAACAGCCAAAGAAUCGGUUACUGAGACGUAGAGUCUCGGGCGGGGCGUAAAUAUCUGCUCCGUCGGCGUGGAUUUAAAGAAUCUAUAAAAGCAUGUCCCCGGUGGAUCGUCGCUGUCUAUUUACAAUGUAGCUCCCGGGAUCAUCUGACCCGCGACUGUUGCCUCUGAACACCGCGAGCGGCGCUGUUUCGCCCCCAGGCAUUGUAAUCGAGGGCAGAGCGGUUCCUCCCACGAUCGUCCCGGUUCCCUGUAAGAGGCGUUAUGACUUUACAUCCGCUGCUUUAGAAGCUGAGCAUUUAUCUAGUCAUAUCAAAUAAUAUAAAACAUAAACUUCUCUUAGCUCCUACUAACACCAUUGUUCAUUCCUAGUGAUUAUUUUACUCACACGGUAAAGUGCACACGUAAUGCAUGGUCGUAAUGCAUGUUAAAAGUGUAACAUAUUCGGGUGUGUGGUUACAUGACACCGGAAGCAGGUGUCCGGUGUUACACAGAACGUUGUCCCCCUCCUGUGUCGCCGCUGGGUCAGUAUGGCCGCUGUGGUGUGCAGCAGAUUGCUCCUCCAGAGAUCAACGCACGGGUUUCUCUUCUCGUCCGGAGCAGGUCCCGCUCUCUCGAGCCCGUUUCUGUGCCGCUCACAUAGAUUGGGUCCUGGCGAUGAUGAAAUGUAUCAGCGCACCUCGGUGUCCGUCAUGCAGAAGGAGCCGGGCAGUGGGGUCAUGAUCCAGAGCUACAGUUCCAGAGGAUUCAACAUCGACGGCAACAAGGUGUUCGGGCCCUGUGCCGUACUGCCCCCUGCUAUCCUCCAGUGGAAUGUUGGAAGUCAUGAAGACAUCACAGAAGAAAGUGUCUCACUUUUCCACAUGCUAGAACCAAGAAUAGAGAUUCUUGUGCUGGGCACAGGUUCACGGGUUGAAAGAAUUAAACCCUCAGUCCUGGCUCUGCUCAAACGUAAAGGCAUCGCGGUGGAGGUGCAGGACACGCCGAACGCAUGUGCGACCUUCAACUUCCUGACCAGUGAGCGAAGGGUGGCGGCUGCUGGUCUGAUCCCUCCGCCCAUCAGCACGGCGCUGGAGGCGGUACAAGAAUAAGUGUUGCUAUGUCAACCAGAACAGGACUGAUUUCUGCAGAUGGUCAGAUGAUCAGCUUUUCAAUGAUCCUAUGCCUGUGAGAUGGUUAUUCUCCUUCUUCAUGAAUCUUCCAAAGGAGCAAACUGUGUGGCAUACGCCUCUGAACAAUCGCUAUAUAUUUUUUUUUUUAGUUGAGGAUGUUCAAAGCAGCUACUGUGAAGCAGUGAUCUGAGCAGUGAGCUGGCUCAGAGACGCAGUAAACCGUGUAAACAUUGUUCUUGUAUAGAAAUCCUGUGUUUUGCGAUAUAUAUUUAAAAGCUUUACAUGGAACAAAAAGCUCAAGUGUCAUCAUUUCUUUUCCUGGUAUAUAGAAUAUGUAUUAUUUAUAAAAACACAAGGGUGAAUCACUAAUGUUUGCAGUGAUGGCUGGUGGAAAAUGUUCCAGGUGUUCAGUAUAACUUAAUAUAUAUCAAGUAAUAAUAGUAUGAUAAAAUAUGUACUUUAUAUAAUGUCAGUCGUAUUGUCUGAUUGAAUGGCGUUAAGAUCUGUGCUCUUUACGUCAUCUAGAAUGUCAUCCGUCUGUUGAUAGCAGCUUUGACGAGAACAUGCAAGCUUGGGGCAAAACCAACGUUGCCCCAGACUGAGUCUAUUUAAGAACGCUGAUUGGUUACAUUUUACGUCAAAUAUUUUUAUUUAUUUAAUCAGUGAUUGGCUUAAGUGCUUCACAUGACGUUCGUAUUACAGCCGUAUCACGUGCAGGAAAAGCAUAUAUUUUGCACAUAUAUCAUAGUCUACAAAUAUUACCGUGUACAUUCCAUAUUUCAAAAACACAAAUAUUGUCAUUUUUUUUAUAUUUUGGUAUGAUCUUUUCUUUUUUUGGGGCUCAAGCAGAGGUGCUCCAGGUGGGGCGACGCCCCCUAUUGGCCAGCCGCCACUGAUUGUCUGUGCAGUAAAUAGUGGUUUAUGUAUUUCAGUAUGAGUAUGUUCCAGGCCUUUAGCCGAGGUGUUGGUGGUGACUCGUUCAUUUGGAUAAUCCUCUUUACUCUGUGCGUCUGUCCACCCUCCGCCUCCACGCUGCUACGUACAGCGCAGGACAACAUUCAAUGGCUUUGUCCUUCUCACACAUAAGCUCCCAUGGAUAAGAGAAUCCACAAAUCCUCUAGACAUCAAUGGGAUUCAUCUCGUAAUCAUCUGUCUCUGUGGCCAGUGUCUGAAGUAUUUAAAUCCCUGUUGUUCGCAUGCUGUGUGAUUACUUUCACCUGCUACUGCUGAGAAAUUGUAGCACUGAUUGGUGCUUAAAGUAAUAAAACAAUUCCAGUUAAA
Messenger RNA from Gasterosteus aculeatus aculeatus (three-spined stickleback), 2423 nucleotides. RefSeq names its product NADH:ubiquinone oxidoreductase complex assembly factor (gene ndufaf3). The record is from RefSeq and is a predicted model, not a curated record. NCBI's taxonomy places the organism in Eukaryota, Metazoa, Chordata, Actinopteri, Perciformes, Gasterosteidae. Gene Ontology annotation, cellular component: mitochondrial inner membrane. Gene Ontology annotation, biological process: mitochondrial respiratory chain complex I assembly.